UUUCUCAACCACUUUUGCAUGGGAAGUGAAACAUAUUUUGUUUCGGGUUAUUACAAAGUAUUUAUAAAGUUCGAGCUCAAUAAUGAAGGACAAGACUGCCAUAAAUCCAGCUCCGGAGGCCAGCGGAGGCCAGGUUAAUGCUAAUGGUGGAGAUCGAUCUGCGACAACUGUCAUAAAUAUUGAACCUGAAACUGAAAUUCAAGACAUUGGAAUCUUCGCAGCAUCUCAGCAGCAGCAACGACAACAGCAGGAUCUUUCCGAAUCCGACAGAAUGGCCAAUUUCGACGAUACGUUGCAACGCGCCCGCCUUGCCUUUUCCAGUGGAAAGACCAGGAACGUCAACUUUCGACGCAAGCAGCUGGAGAGCCUGUUGCGUUGCUAUGAGGAGCACGAGAACGAGAUUAUCAGCGCCUUGGAGGCGGAUUUGCGGCGUCCCAAGCAGGAGAGUCUCAUUGUCGAGACCGAGUUCAUGAAGAACGACAUCAAGCACAUUCUGUUCCAUCUGAAUGAUUGGGUUCAGUCCGAUAAGCCAUCCAAGCCGUUUGUCAACCUGAUGGACGAUGUCCAAAUCUACAAUGAUCCCUUUGGCGUUGUCCUAGUUAUCGGCGCCUGGAACUAUCCGCUGCAGCUGCUCCUGGUGCCGGUGGCCUCAGCUAUUGCCGCCGGAAACUGCGUGGUGAUCAAGCCCAGCGAGAUUGCCGCCAACUGCGCCAAGUUCAUUGCCGAUGUCAUUCCAAAGUAUUUGGAUAAUGACUGCUAUCCAGUUGUCUGCGGCGGACCCACUGAGACCGCCGAGCUGCUUAACCAACGCUUCGACUACAUCUUCUACACCGGCUCCACGCGCGUCGGCAAGAUCAUCCAUGCGGCAGCCAACAAGCACUUGACCCCCACUACCUUGGAGCUGGGUGGCAAAAGCCCCUGUUACAUUGACAAGUCGGUGGAGCUGCGCACAGCCGUCAAGCGUAUCCUGUGGGGCAAGCUUAUCAACUGCGGCCAGACCUGCAUUGCUCCCGAUUACAUUCUGUGCUCCAAGGAGGUGCAGGACAAGUUCAUUGCCGAGGCCAAGGAGGUUCUGAAGGAGUGGUAUGGCGACAAUAUCCAGAGCAGUCCGGAUCUCAGUCGCAUUAUCAAUGUCAAUAACUUUCAACGCCUUCUCGGUCUGAUGAAGUCGGGACGCGUUGCCGUUGGCGGCAAAUACGAUGCCAGUGAGCGUUUUAUUGAGCCCACCAUCCUGGUGGACGUUAAAGACAAUGAUCCCAUCAUGGAGGAAGAGAUCUUCGGCCCCAUCUUGCCUAUUUUCACCGUGGAGAGUGCCUACGAUGCCAUUAAGUUCAUCAAUGCCAGAGAGAAACCACUUGUUAUUUACGUGUUCUCCAACUCGAAUAAGCUAGUUAAAGAGUUCAGGACGAAUACAACCAGCGGCGGAUUCUGCAGCAACGAAACUAUAAUGCACUGUGGAGUUGAUGUUCUGCCCUUUGGAGGCGUGGGUAUGAGUGGAAUGGGCAGCUAUCAUGGUAAAUAUGGCUUUGAUACCUUCACACACAAGAAAUCUUGCCUGGGCAAGGAUCUAUCGGCCUUUGGCGAGAAGUUGGCAUCGGCACGUUAUCCUCCCUACUCGGACCGCAAAGGAUCACUGCUCUCGUUCCUGCUGCGCAAGCGCCGUCCGCUGCCCAACCUGCACUUGAGUCACGUUUUGGCCCUGGGCUUAGGCGUUGGUCUUACGGUUCUGGCCAACUUCUACAUGCAGAGCUCAACAACUGAUUAGAGAAAACAAGAAACCAAAACCCAAAAAACAUUUUUACUUUUUAUACUGCAAUUCGGUGGGUGAUGUAAAGCUUUGGAUAUUUCGUUAUACACAUUAAAAUAGUUAUUGUUAUUUAGUUGCUAUUUAAUAAAUAUUGUGAAUGCUUACACUGUACGACAAAUAAAAACAAAACAAAAACUCUG
Messenger RNA from Drosophila serrata, 1947 nucleotides. RefSeq names its product Aldehyde dehydrogenase type III (gene Aldh-III). The record is from RefSeq and is a predicted model, not a curated record. Gene Ontology annotation, cellular component: cytoplasm. Gene Ontology annotation, biological process: aldehyde metabolic process. Lineage: Eukaryota; Metazoa; Arthropoda; Insecta; Diptera; Drosophilidae. Gene Ontology annotation, molecular function: aldehyde dehydrogenase (NAD+) activity.